Messenger RNA from Nicotiana attenuata, 2863 nucleotides. Its product is annotated as digalactosyldiacylglycerol synthase 1, chloroplastic-like. Gene Ontology annotation, cellular component: chloroplast outer membrane. Lineage: Eukaryota; Viridiplantae; Streptophyta; Magnoliopsida; Solanales; Solanaceae. Gene Ontology annotation, biological process: galactolipid biosynthetic process. The coding region runs from base 108 to 2492 and encodes 794 amino acids. Gene Ontology annotation, molecular function: digalactosyldiacylglycerol synthase activity. The record is from RefSeq and is a predicted model, not a curated record. The transcript has 7 exons.
GACCCUCCUUUUUCAUUUCCUACUUUCUUCCCCCAUUGGAGAAAGAGAAGAGGAGAACACACCAAUUUCUUCUCGAAGCCCUAGAAAUUAUCAAUCCGACCGGAGAAAUGAUUAAUUUCAGGCCGCCGGAGACGAAGACGAGGUCGUCUUUAGGUUCGAGUUCGUCGGUCGUCACGGCGGAGAAAGCGUUGUCAUUCAUCUCGAAAGGAUGGCAAGAGGUAAGAUCAUCAGCGGACGCGGAUCUUCAACUCAUUAAAAACCGAGCGAGCUCGUUUAAGAACUUAGCGGACCGAGAACUGGAGAAUUUCAUAAAUUCUGCUUCGAAAUCGCCCUUCACUGUUCCAACAAUUACGGCAUCUGCCACUACCACGCCGGCGGAGAUUGAAUUUGUGAAGAAGCUCCGUCCCAAGCUCUCGGAGAUUCGUAGGGCUUAUUCCUCGCCGGAAUUCAAGUGGCCGGCGCAGGGGAAGCUCCGGAUUGAUUUGUCAUCGAUAAAGAAUGUGAUUGUGGCGGAAGUGGAAGAGGAGGAGGAAGAUGAGAGAGAGAGGUGGAGGAAGUGGAGGAGAGAGAGGUUUAAGGAAGAAGGGCAAUUUGGGGAAUUUAAUUGGGAGCCAAUUAAGGCUUUCAAGACUCGGUUAAGGGAGCUAGAGGUGGAUCUAAAGGGCGGCUCCAGUUCGUCGCCGGUGGAUAUUUUUGAAGGGAUAAAGAAUAGUGAAUUCGUGGUGAAAGUAAAAUCAAGCUUGNGAAGUAUAGAGAAAACUAGGAGAGAUACGCAGGGGGUGCCACCACUUGAUGUGCCAGAAUUGUUAGCAUAUUUAGUUAGACAGUCGAGCCCAUUUUUGGAUCAAAUUGGAAUAAGAAGAGAUAUAUCAGAAAAGAUUGUGGAUAGUUUAUGCAGCAAAGGACGAAGCAAACUUUUGCUACAUUCCUUACCCGAAGGAGGGUCCUCACUGACUGAUGGUGAAAUUAUGAAUGAUGAACUAGAUUUAAGAAUUGCCAGUGUUCUUCAAAGUACUGGUCAUUGUUAUGAAGGUGGAUUUUGGGGAGAUUCUACCAAGCAGAACCUAUUAGGUGAUAAAAGGCAUGUAGCAAUAGUCACAACUGCUAGCCUUCCUUGGAUGACGGGAACUGCUGUAAAUCCUCUAUUCCGAGCGGCUUACUUAGCCAAAUCAGAAAAGCAGAAUGUUACAUUGCUGGUUCCAUGGCUAUGUAAAUCCGACCAAGUGCUAGUUUAUCCAAACCAGCUUACUUUUAGUUCUCCUGAAGAUCAGGAGCUUUAUAUACGCAAUUGGCUCGAGGAGCGAAUUGGUUUCAAGGCAAACUUCAAGAUUUCAUUUUACCCUGGGAAGUUUUCCAAAGAAAGGCGGAGUAUAAUGCCAGCUGGAGACACUUCUCAGUUUAUCCCUUCAAGAGAUGCCGAUAUUGCAAUUUUAGAGGAGCCAGAACAUCUCAAUUGGUACCACCAUGGCAAACGUUGGACUGAUAAAUUUAACCAUGUUGUUGGCAUCGUCCACACAAACUAUUUGGAAUAUAUCAAGAGGGAAAAGAAUGGGGCUCUUCAGGCAUUUUUUGUGAAACACGUUAAUAAUUUGGUCAGUAGAGCAUAUUGUGACAAGGUUCUUCGCCUUUCUGCUGCUACACAGGAUUUACCCAAGUCCUUGGUCUGCAAUGUUCAUGGUGUCAAUCCAAAGUUUCUGAAAAUAGGAGAAAAAGCAGCUGCAGAUAGACAAAGCGGCCAGCAAGUGUUCUCUAAAGGAGCAUAUUUCUUAGGCAAAAUGGUUUGGGCGAAGGGAUACCGGGAGUUGAUAGAUCUGUUAGCAAACCACAAAACUGACCUUGAUGGUUUUAAUUUGGAUGUAUAUGGCAAUGGGGAAGAUGCUCAUGAAGUACAGAGUAUAGCAAAGAGGUUAAAUCUCAAUGUCAACUUCAUGAAAGGUAGAGACCAUGCAGAUGAUUCUCUUCAUGGUUACAAGGUUUUCAUAAAUCCUAGUCUCAGUGAUGUGCUUUGUACUGCCACGGCCGAGGCUCUUGCAAUGGGGAAAUUUGUAGUCUGUGCAGACCACCCAUCAAAUGAGUUUUUCCAGGCAUUCCCGAAUUGCUUGACUUAUAGGACACCUGAUGACUUUGUCUCAAAAGUUCAAGAGGCAAUGUCCAGCGAACCUCAACCUCUCACUCCCGAGGAGCAAUACAAGCUUUCAUGGGAAGCUGCUACCCAGAGAUUCAUGGAAUAUUCCGACCUCGAUAAGGUUUUGACUAGUGAAACAAGUUUGUACAGGAGACGUCAGAAGGGCAUGGGAAAAUCAGUUUCCAUGCCAAACCUAGCAGAGAUGGUAGAUGGGGGUCUGGCGUUUGUUCACAAUUGUUUCACGGGGAACGAGUUCUUGAGGUUAUGUACUGGCGCAAUACCUAGAUCUCGGGAUUAUGACCAGGAGCAUUGCAAAGAUCUCCAUCUCUUGCCUCCUCAGGUAGAAAACCCAAUAUAUGGCUGGUAAAUAGAUAUGUAACUAACAUGUAUAUCAUUAUUUCUAAAAUGUAUAAUAGGAUGUCAUGCAAACUGGAUGAUAAUUCUUAGCUCCAAUUCUAAAGGUCUAGGUCUUGAUGCUUUCUAGCUGUUGAUGCAGUUAAACCUGCAGGGUAGUUUAUAGGAUCAUACGUAAAGUUUGUAACCUGUAAUAGUCAUACCUUCUGUCUCUCUUUAGCUAUAUGCUUGAGUUUCAGGUAAGUGUACCGGAUCUACUCCAUAUUUAGAAUUAAUAGUCCAAAUUCGUCUACGAAGUUGGAAAAUUUCCAACAGCUGAAGCAACUGCUCACUUGUACUAUGCUUGUACGACUAUUAUGUGGUUUAAGACUUUAGACUGUAGCA